Messenger RNA from Archocentrus centrarchus (flier cichlid), 1029 nucleotides. Its product is annotated as myoD family inhibitor domain-containing protein 2-like. The record is from RefSeq and is a predicted model, not a curated record. The transcript has 4 exons. The coding region runs from base 228 to 914 and encodes 228 amino acids. Lineage: Eukaryota; Metazoa; Chordata; Actinopteri; Cichliformes; Cichlidae.
GACAGCUAUGAAACCUCAGCUAUAGAUCCGACUCUGGCUCUGUGGUAUCUGCACACAGUGAUAAUGAUAGAUUUUCAUUGCAGUAUUACAAAGUCAGUUAUUCCAGUUUAAGAAGAGAACUGAUCUAAAUAUAAUUAUCACUGCUAUAUAGUGCAUUUAUUGUUAAAUAUUUAAUUUAAAGGUCCAUAUUUUCCAGAGGCAGAUGACAUAUUUAGGUGAAUCCCACGAUGGAUGACAAGAUCAAUUCUGUAGGUACAAAUGAAAAAGUAGAUGACAGAAAUGAUGACAAACCAAAGGUCCAUGAUCCACUCCCCACCACCUCAAAGUUGCUCGUCACACUCGAUUCCACCGCAGAUCUAACAGAAUCUUUGACUGAAGUCACUAGUUUUUCAGAGCAGAUCUCCACCGAGGACACUGAAUUAUCUUCAGUGGACAUCUCUGUGAAUGUCUUCCCACAUAAAACAAAACGGCCAUCGAAUACGACAGGAUCUGUGGAGGACCAGCCCAAACCUCACAGCGCCCUGCUGCUCUCCUCCACGGAGGCCAGCACAGUCCAUGAAGUGAGCCAAUCAUCCAAAGCAAAAAACAGGAGCCAAGAAAGCCUUAAAACCACCACUGUUCACACUGACCCAGGAGGAGAUGACCUUUGUGCUGCAGUCCUCAUGGCCUGCCUCUUCUGCCACCCUCUGGACUGCCUACUGUCCACAUUGAGAGGCUUUAACGGGUGUGUCUGGUGGCUGUGCUCGUCCUUUUGUGACUGCGAGCCUCUCCUGGACGUGAUGCACCACUGCGACCUCUGCGAGUGUGUGGGCGUCCGCUGCCUCCAGAGUGACUGCCCGGUGUGCGACUUAUGCCUCCACGCUACAGAGUGCCUGGACCUCGCUAUGGAAAUCUCUCAGAUGCUUUACCACUGACGGCCGCUGUCAGGAAAUGAGCAGAUCCACACACGAACCCAAUGAGAAUAAUUUAUUUGUUAAAAUCUUCCAAAAGCCAAAUUUGCAAGGACAAGACAUGUUUGUUUAUGGUUAA